Molecule: messenger RNA, 198 nt
Organism: Funneliformis geosporum
Lineage: Eukaryota; Fungi; Glomeromycota; Glomeromycetes; Glomerales; Glomeraceae
Source: the annotation of a GenBank genome assembly
AUGUCUGUAACUAAAAAAUUUAACGAAAUAAAAAAAAGUACUUCUUCAAUUCAACAUACGUUAACGUUGAAAUACUUUAACGGGGUCUGCUACAAGAGUUUUUUUGAAUCAGUUCUCAGAGUUAGUUUACAUUCAAAAGAACAACGUCUGUUUAAGAGCACAACUGGGAAAUUGGACGAACAAGAAUUAGAAUGGAAG